AAUAUACCCAGCAGGUAAGCUGUUCUGAUAUUAUCACUUCAUUGCAAAAUGCUUACAUAACAUUUUUUUUCAUUUUUUUUUAUGGAUAUCAAUUCUGAUUAAGAAGACGCCAUGACGAUUUCGGUAAAGUUAACAGUUCUGCUCUAUGUGUUAUUACCAGUUUUCUCUCAAGAUUUACAAGAAGUAACAAUUAGUACACCACUUGGUGGACUUCUUGGUUUACGUCGGAGGUUAUCGGGUGAUGAUGUUUAUGAAUUCAAGAAUAUACCGUUUGCUAAAGCACCUGUCGAUAAUUUACGGUUCGAGAAACCACAGCCGUAUGGAUCAUGGGACAAUACUUUAGAUGCUAGACACUUUGGUCCGUCAUGUAUUCAAGAUAUGACCGGAAUGGAAUCCUUUCUCAAAAAUACAAAUAUCUCUGAAGAUUGUCUUUAUCUCAAUAUAUAUAUUCCACAUCAUGUUUCGACCGAAAGUAGUAAAGCUGUUAUGGUCUGGAUCCAUGGCGGGGGUUAUUCCUCAGGACAAACCGCGUUAUAUGACGCAGCAUAUCUAGCUGUUGCAGGAGAUGUUAUAGUUGUUACUGUUCAAUACCGUUUGAAUAUUUUUGGUUUCUUUGCAACCGGCAAUAGUAAAGGUAAUCAUGGAUUAUGGGACCAGAUUUUGGCGAUACAGUGGGUAAAAGAUAAUAUAGCCUCGUACGGGGGUAACAGCCAAUCGAUCACAAUAUUCGGAGAAUCAGCUGGUGCAUUUAGUGUGGGUUUAUUAUCUGUAAUGCCACAAAAUCAAGGACUAUUCCAGAGAGCUAUAAUGCAGAGUGGAACCGCUAUCUCAGAAAUCAGCAUGGGAUUAAUUACACGCUAUGCCUCAUCACAGGUAGCAAACAAUGUGGGAUGUUCUCAAUUAGAUCCUGGGGAAUUAUCUCAGUGCAUGAAAUACGUUGAUGCAAACGUUUUAUUAGAAGAGGCAGGAAAAGAAUUUUCAUCUAGUUUUAUCCAAAUUCCAUUUGCACCAAUAAUUGAUGGCGAAUUGCUGCCAGUUCAACCAAAACAAUUGCUACUUGAUUCAUCAACUUCUGGAUUUUUCAAGUCACUGGAUGUCAUCAUUGGAAUAAACUCAGGAGAGGGUUCGCUUAUGUUAGACUUUUUUCUAUACGGAGGUCAAGAUUUGUUUCAAUUUAACGCAUCAGAUCACAUACCAAAACGGAUGCUUUGUGACGUUCUUGUUCCUGAUAUUGCGAAUGUAGUGUUUAAUAAUAACACAGACAUUGCCGUUUCUAUAUGUGAUAAAUACGGUUCAGCAUCAUCACGUGACCAACUUAGUCAAGAUAUUCUAAAUGUUUAUACAGACCUGGGAUUUAUGGUCCCAGCAGUGGAAUCCCUGCGCCUUCACACAGGAAAUGGUAACGGAAAACAAUUUCAGUAUAUUUUCUCUAAACAGAAUUCCUUUUUUACCGCCACACCUUAUCCAGAUUGGUUUGAUGGUUCAGCUCACGCCGCAGAUCUAGUUUAUUUAUUUUUCCCGGGAACACUUUCUACGGACCAAGAUGGAGAGCUAUCUAUGAAUUUGUUUAAGUACUGGACUAAUUUCGCCAAAACAGGAGAUGUCAAUGGAGAAGACCUGCCAAAAUGGGAAGAAUAUGACACAACAAAUGAACGUUAUAUCAAUUUAGAUAUCAACAUUACAACUGGCCAACACAUGUUUAAGGACCGUGUAGACUUCUGGUUGAAUGACAUCCCUAGAAUAUUAAACCCAUCAUCAUCAUCAUCAUCAACACGCAGGCCAAUUAUACAAACAUCGCCAACUAGUGGUAGUCAAAGAGUAUACAGAAAUGAACUGUUAAUAAGUUACUUUCUUUUGAUGUACGUUGUGUUGUGUUAUUAUAGAUCUAAUUAACUAGAGUGUUUUAUAUAUAUUUUAGAUAUAAUAUUGAUAUUCCGCUGCACUUUAGAAGGCAGCAAUAAUUUGUGCAUCAAGUUUACAUCCUUGAUUUAACUUACUUUAUUGUUUUCGUUUUUUAAAGCUGAACUUAAAUUUAAGCUUUUAACUAAAAUGAUUUUCAUCUCUUUUAGAAUGGAUGUAUCUAGUCCUAAAAGAGGGACGAAAGAUACCAAAGGGACAGUCAAACUCGUAAAUCUAAAACAAACUGACAACGCCAUGGCUAAAAAUAAAAAAGACAAACAGAAAACAAUAGUACACAUGACACAACAUAGAACUUGCUAUAUAAUAUUUGAUAUCUUUAUUAUAAUAAGAAUACAGUAUGUUGUUAUCUUAUUAGCUUUAUAUAAAUAAAUAAAGACAAUAGUAGUAAACCGCUGUUCAAAAGAAAUAAAUCGAUUGAGAGGAAACAAAUCCGGGUUACAAACUUUAACCGAGGGAACAAAUCAACAACGGAUUAACAGAAACAUAUACAACUAACUCAUUAGUUUAAUACAACUAACCCAUUAACUUAAUAAGACUAACUCAUUAGGUUUAUACAAAUAACUCAUUAAGUUUAUACAAAUAAUUUAUUAGGUUAAUACAAAUAACUCAUUAAGUUUAUACAAAUAAUUUAUUAGGUUAAUACAACUAACACAUUAAGUUUAUGCAAAUAACUCAUUAGGUUUAUACAAAUAACUCAUUAAGUUUAUACAAAUAACUCAUUAAGUUUAUACAGAUAACUCAUUAAGUUAAUACAAAUAACUCAUUAAGUUUAUACAAAUCACUCAUUAAGUUUGUACAAAUAACUCAUUAAGUUAAUACAACUAACUCAUUAAGUUAAUACAACUCACUCAUUAGGUUUAUACAACUAACUCAUUAGGUUUAUACAACUAAAUCAAUAUACUUAUAUCUGAAUAAAAAGUUCUCAUUGGGC
Molecule: messenger RNA, 2851 nt
Organism: Mytilus trossulus (common blue mussel)
Lineage: Eukaryota; Metazoa; Mollusca; Bivalvia; Mytilida; Mytilidae
Product: acetylcholinesterase-like
Exons: 3
Coding region: 112-1893 (593 amino acids)
Source: RefSeq, a predicted model, not a curated record